Acanthoscelides obtectus is the source of this 340-nucleotide messenger RNA. Lineage: Eukaryota; Metazoa; Arthropoda; Insecta; Coleoptera; Chrysomelidae. The record is from the annotation of a GenBank genome assembly.
AUUCCAGUGAAUAACAACUGUUAAAGUGGACGUUCUGGGAAUGAGAAAAGUAAUAAGUCGAAUGACUUUGAGGCAGAAGAGAAAACGGGAUACUUCAACAAUGAAUCAGAGGUCAUGGAAACUGGAUCAAUGGACAAUGAUGGUUACGUGUUUCUGUUGGAAGUUAGGUUGGACAGAACUAAAGAAAAUAACAUGGACCUCUUACGAAGAUUACCCAGUGCCGCUCGCAAUGCCAAGACAGAUCUAGGGACACCUAGUUAGUUUAAGGAGCAGCCCAUGAAAUCCCGCUAUUUUGUUUUUCAGUAAAUUUUUAUAUAACUUAUGUCAUUCUCACUGCUAG